AUGAAAAUGGUGGGGGCUGAGUUCAGAGGUGGCGGUGGAGGUUGGAGAGCCAUGAAGAGCUUCGGCUUGCAUGUGCUCCUUGGUAGAUGGUUCAUGGCCUUCGCAUCGUUGUUAAUCAUGUCUAUCUCAGGUUCAACGUACAUAUUUAGCGUAUAUUCCAACGACAUAAAAUCAACCCUAGGCUAUGACCAAACAUCGCUCAACUUGAUCAGCUUCUUCAAAGACUUGGGUAGCAACGUUGGAGUCCUAUCUGGGCUUAUCAACGAGAUCACACCCCCAUGGGUGGUCCUCUUAAUUGGGGCAGUCAUGAACUUGUUUGGCUACCUCAUGAUAUGGUGUAGUGUCACUGGCCGUGUUGCCAAACCCAAGCUAUGGCAAAUGUGUUUAUAUAUAUGCAUCGGUGCAAACUCACAAGCAUUUGCAAAUACUGGAGCUUUAGUCACUUCCGUUAUGAACUUCCCCGAAAACCGUGGCAGUGUUAUAGGCCUUCUGAAGAGUUUUGUUGGUAUAAGUGGUGCUAUUCUGACACAACUCUACUAUGCUAUUUAUGUGGAUAACUCAAAGGCUCUGAUUUUGCUAAUUGCUUGGCUUCCGGCAGCUGUUUCCAUUGUCUUUCUUCGAACGGUUCGGAUUAUAAAGACAGCUAGAAAAUCCAACGAGCUCAAAGUUUUCAACAACUUCCUAUAUAUUUCACUUGGCCUUGCCGGGUUUCUCAUGAUUUUGAUUAUCAUACAAAACAGUUUCAAGUUUAAUAGAAUUGAAUAUGAUGGAAGUGCUUGUGUUGUUGUUAUUUUACUAUUUCUCCCACUUGUAAUAGUUUUGAAAGAAGAAUUCAAACUUUGGGGGAGAAAGGAGCACCCCAAAGAUGAUCCUGUACAAGUGGAAGUAAUAGCUGAAAAUCCACAAAUAUUGGAGGAACCUGUACUGCCCCCAAUUGAAGCACAAGCAAGUGAAAGGAAGCCAGAUUCUUGCUUUAGCAACAUAUUCAAGCCCCCAGAUAGAGGUGAAGACUACACAAUAUUACAAGCACUAUUCAGCAUCGACAUGUUAAUUUUGUUUGUAGCCACAACUUGUGGUGUUGGCGGGACUUUAACAGCCGUUGACAACUUGGGUCAGAUUGGUAAGUCACUAGGUUAUCCAACUCACAGCAUCGCAACCUUUGUAUCACUCGUGAGCAUUUGGAAUUACCUAGGACGAGCUAUGUCUGGCUUUGCUUCUGAAAUCUUCUUAGUCAAAUACAAAUUCCCUCGUACCCUAGUGCUUUCAUUUGUCCUUCUUUUCUCCUGUGUUGGCCAUCUCUUAAUCGCCUUUCCAGCCCCAUACUCUAUUUAUUUUGCUUCAGUGAUUAUUGGGUUCUGCUUUGGUGCACAAUGGCCUUUAGUAUUUGCAAUCAUAUCUGAGAUCUUUGGCCUCAAGUACUAUUCCACUUUGUACAAUUUUGGUGGGGUUGCAAGCCCAGUUGGGUCUUACAUUCUCAAUGUGAUAGUGGCUGGUCAUUUAUAUGAUAAGGAGGCUUUGAAGCAACUAGAAGCUCUAGGUCUCACAAGGAAGACAGGUCAGCAAUUAACAUGCACAGGCACUCACUGUUACAGGAUGGCUUUUAUUAUAAUAACAGCGGUAACGUUGUUUGGGUUCUUUAUUUCUAUUAUUUUGGUUCUUAGGACGAGAAAAUUUUACAAAGGUGAUAUCUACAAGAAGUUCAGAGAGGAACCAAAGGCAGUAGCUAGUGAAAUGGCCUCUAGGGAAGAUGACACAGUACUGAUGAGAGAAAGAGAAGGUGGAGCCAAUUUCAUUGCCUCAUCUGAUGCUGCCUCUUGCAGUAAUACCACCAACACCAGCAGCACCAUCCAUCAUUAAAUCAUAAGCUGGACUAGUGCUGAUUGAUUGUUUGUAUGAUGUA
Molecule: messenger RNA, 1900 nt
Organism: Quercus lobata
Lineage: Eukaryota; Viridiplantae; Streptophyta; Magnoliopsida; Fagales; Fagaceae
Exons: 1
Coding region: 1-1857 (618 amino acids)
Cellular component (GO): membrane
Source: RefSeq, a predicted model, not a curated record